UACGACUCUCAUCCCAGAGCGUAGAAGCCGACGUCCAUUUUCUUUCUCAUCACAACAAAUGCGUCGUCGUGUCCGAGCGAAAAAUCCCCAUCAAGUUAUGUCGACGUUUCCCUAAUUAACCAUGGCAUCAGUAAGUGACGGCGAGGAUAUCGUCAGGGUCGAGGAGAAGGUUGGAGAAAAUAAGUCGAUCUCGAACCCUGCUCUGCACUGCGUGCCUCCUUUGCUGCCGGUCAAGAGUCUUAGUCAGUCCCUAAAUGCUUUAAGCUUCUCCCUCUCGAGGGAGGAGGUUGUCCAGAUCAUCAAGGAAGUAAAGAACGAGCAGGACGAUGGCAAGGAAAACGAGGCUACUCUCGGUGACAUCACGUGCGAAGGCUGUGCGCGUCAGCGUAGCGAGCCCACUGCAGCUUCCCUGACGAGAGAUUGUCGUGGCUCGCACGCGGGAAAGCAUCCUCCGUUCUUAGAGUACUCGCUCGCUAACCUGCAGCUGUCUCCUGCCAAAAAGAAACCAUUGUUGAGAAAGAGCAAACUCGCUGUCCUUGGUGUCAAGUACAGCUCGGAAGUGCGGAGUGGGAAUUCUUCGGGAGUCAUAUCCAGUUUAGUGAGUUCUUCCAAAGAUGCUUGUGGUGGUAAGGAUUUGCCCGAGGGCAAAAGGGUCUCCGAAACGUGCGAGGUCUCCAGUUUGCUAAAUGAUGUUUCUCCUUUGAAGAGAGGGAAAAAUUCUCUGAGUACUUUCGAAGUUCCUAAGUCGUGUGUGUUCGAGUCCCUUAACAAAAAGACGGUGUCGGAAGAUUUUGCGAGCGUGUCGCAAAGUAAUAACCUUUGUAGUGAUAUUAGAAGUAGUGUUCCGACCAAGAAGCUCGAGUUUUCGCCUCACGGAUGUAAGCACCGCGGACAGCCCAAGUCCCGGAGGGCCCUAUACAAGCGAAGAUGCCGGAGACAGUUGCCGGAAGGCGAGCUGCCAGAUCUGAAGAGUUUGUCGCUGUCGGAAAGCUCGGAAACUGCCGUCUACCGCUCGUGCUCACAGCAGGCCCGCAGUCCAGACUACGAGGACGUCACGAUGGACGAGUUGGCUGCGUACCUAGAUAAUUUUCUGUACCUCCCAAAGAAAAUGUCUCACAUGGCAGAAAUGAUGUAUACAUGAAAGCAUUUUAUACUUAGGUUACAGUCUAUACAUAUAUAUAUAUACUAUAUAUGAUUUAUAUAAUUGCAUCCUUAAUCUUUUGUAUUGAGUUUUUUCCUUUAAUUGUAAUCAUUUGUGUUACUUGGUGCUGGAAGUGUUAUGUUCAGCAUUUCUUUUUCAAUUGCCCCUUUGUUUUGUUUUGUUUCCUUAGAAUAAGCAUAUUUUCAAAUGCUAUUUAAGUCCCCCCCCCCAUAGUCUCACAGA
This is a messenger RNA of Macrobrachium nipponense, 1384 nucleotides long. RefSeq names its product oxidative stress-responsive serine-rich protein 1-like. The transcript has 2 exons. Bases 122 to 1141 code for a protein of 339 amino acids. Lineage: Eukaryota; Metazoa; Arthropoda; Malacostraca; Decapoda; Palaemonidae. Gene Ontology annotation, biological process: cellular response to hydrogen peroxide. The record is from RefSeq and is a predicted model, not a curated record.